GACUUACCCGCCGCCAUUUUGUGUCAGGCCUGCUGCUCCAAAGCGGGAGAAAACUAUCAGCUCGCUGCAGCUCACACGCCCUCUGCUGCGGCGCCGAGACACGCACCCGCGGGGACCAAACUUCUUCGUGACUGUAAGGGGAAAACGAAGCGACCAGGAAGCGGUUAGCCCAUUGCCAUGGAGGGCGAGGUUAUUUCCAUGGAGUCUGCUCAAGCGGCUGCUUUGGCCUCUGAAGGAAAGGUCCUGCCAGAGGGCGGAGAGGCCCUAAUACAAGCGACGCAGGGUGAAGUAACUGGCAACAUGGAGAUGAUGGUGAUGGAUGCUCUGGAUCCAACUCUGUUGCAAAUGAAGACAGAAGUUUUGGAAGGAGGUGGCACAGUAACUGUUACUGGAGGCGAUGAAGGCCAGAUUAUCACACUUCAGGUGGUGAACAUGGAGGAGCAGGCAGGCGCUGCGCUAGGUCUUGGCCAAUUGCAGCUGGUGCAAGUACCAGUCACCACAGCAACGGUGGAGGGACUCCAGGCCACUUUUGUUGAGGCAUCGGGUAACAAGGAUGCAGAGCCAGUUAUCUGUCACACCCUUCCCUUGCCAGAAGGCUUCCAGGUUGUAAAAGUUGGUGCAAAUGGUGAGGUGGAAACCGUGGAGCAGGAGGAGCUCCAGGCUGCCCAUGAUGAGUUACACGGGGCAAGGGAGGAGGGGGCAGAUGAAGAGGCAGGAGAAGUAGAAUCCUCUAUGCCUCAGCAAGAAGACCCAGAAUGGACCAAGGACCCAGACUAUCAGCCAAUAACCGGUAUCCGUAAAGGGAAGAAAGGAAAGAAGAGCCGCCUGCGUUAUGGAGACGGCGACCGUGACAUGGAUGUUUCUGUGUAUGAUUUCGAGGAGGAGCAGCAAGAAGGGCUGCUGUCAGAAGUGAAUGCAGAGAAGGUUGUGGGCAAUAUGAAGCCUCCAAAGCCUACAAAGAUCAAGAAAAAAGGUGUCAAGAAGACUUUCCAGUGUGAACUCUGUAGCUACACCUGUCCGAGGCGCUCUAACCUGGACAGACACAUGAAGAGUCACACAGAUGAGAGGCCACACAAAUGCCACUUGUGUGGAAGAGCCUUCAGAACAGUCACUCUCUUGAGGAACCACCUCAACACACACACAGGCACUCGGCCGCAUAAAUGCACAGAUUGUGACAUGGCAUUUGUGACCAGUGGCGAGUUGGUGCGUCAUCGUCGUUACAAACACACACAUGAGAAGCCUUUCAAGUGCUCUAUGUGCGACUAUUCGAGUGUGGAGGUGAGCAAGUUGAAAAGGCACAUCCGUUCUCAUACAGGGGAGCGGCCCUUCCAGUGCAGUCUGUGCAGCUACGCCAGCAGAGACACAUACAAACUGAAGAGACACAUGAGGACACAUUCAGGUGAGAAGCCGUAUGAGUGCUACAUAUGCCAUGCUCGGUUCACUCAGAGUGGUACCAUGAAGAUGCACAUCCUGCAAAAACACACAGAGAAUGUGGCCAAGUUCCACUGCCCACACUGUGAUACUGUCAUUGCGCGGAAGAGUGACCUUGGUGUUCACUUGCGGAAACAGCACUCAUUUAUUGAGACGGGGAAGAAAUGUCGUUACUGUGACGCUGUCUUUCAUGAGCGUUAUGCUCUCAUCCAACAUCAGAAGACUCACAAAAAUGAGAAGCGUUUCAAGUGUGACCAGUGUGACUAUUGCUGCAGACAGGAACGCCACAUGAUAAUGCACAAACGCACGCACACUGGGGAGAAGCCCUUUGCCUGCAGCCAGUGUGAGAAAACCUUUCGCCAAAAGCAGCUUCUGGACAUGCAUUUCAAGCGUUAUCACGAUCCCAACUUCGUACCCACUGCCUUUGUCUGCAGCAAGUGUAGCAAGACAUUCACACGCAGGAACACCAUGCUGCGUCAUACUGAGAACUGCAAUGGGGAAAUUAUUGGAGAGGAAAAUGGAACUCCCAGUCCCGCAAAGAAAAGCCGCCGUGGCAGGAAGAGGAAGAUGCAGGCCAAGAGGGAAGAUGAUGAUGACGACGACGAUGAUGAUGAAGAGGAUGAUGACGACGAUAACACAGAGGGUGAAUUGGAUGACAUAGAGGAGGAAGAGGAACUCCUCCAUCAAAUUGAGAUGGAACAGGCCGCGUCUGUUGUCCCCAUCCCAGCCCCGGUGGAGCCCCCAGUUAAGAGGAAACGUGGCCGGCCUCCAAAGAAUAAGCCUGAUGCGGCCGCCAUCAUCCGUGUGGAGGACGAGGCCACUGGAGAAGUAGAUGACAUCAUUGUGAAGAAAGAGGUCGGCGCAGACCAGGACGACGGCGCUGCAGAGGAGGUCGUGGUUGGCGGCGUGAAAUCAACCAUUCAGAUGGAGGAGUUGUCCCAGGAAGAGGAGACGACACCGGGAGUUCAGGGGGCGAUGUCCGAGGCUCCUCCUAACGGAGACCUGACCCCUGAGAUGAUCCUCAGCAUGAUGGACCGAUGAUGGGCCCGAGAGUUGAAGCUGUAAAAACACCCAGACCCUUGAUUUUAAAUCAUUUAUUUUAAUUCUUGGCAUUUAGGAUAACAAACACUUGCAUCCAGCGCGUAAACAGACAUCACUGUUGUAAUUUAAGAUUUACUUUUUAGACAUGUAAUCAUAAAGACUUGGAUAAGUGGGGGAAAAAAAUUUUUAUUAAGAAAUUUACCAAAUGGAGAAAAAAAAUGCAUUUCAGUACAUUUGAAUGUGGGGUGGCUGUAAUUUAUAGCAGUAUUUUCUUUUUCUUUUUUUUUUUCCUGUUUCCUGCCUGUCCCUUUAGCUAAAAGCUGACUAAUCGGUUAGGAAAUCAUCAUUCUUGUUCAUCUUUAUAAACAAAUAUAUCCUGGCCACAUUUCUGCAAAUUUGUCUAUACGAGCAUGGUGACCUUGUUGAUCUUUUCUUGUAACAUUUUUCUUCCCACUUUUUACUUGUUUAUAUACCUGUAAUCACAAGGAUAAUGUUAGACUACAUUUUGAUAAUGGCACCCGUUGUUUGGACAGAUGCUAACGGAAGAGGUUUCUGCAAUUUAGUGGACAGGAAGCUGUUCACUACUAAGUGUCUAAGUCGACAAGUAAAUUUGAAACUCAAGUCACAACAGAAACGUGUAUAAACAAGCAUUUUUCUGGAAGAUAUUGCCAUUAAUUACAGCAGCUUCAGAAUAUCGAUUAUUUUUGUUUUCUUGUUUUGUGGUUAGAAAAUCCUUUUUUUCUCCUUUUUUUUUAAAAGCAUUUUCUAGUUUUUAAAAGCUUAAUAGACUGCUUAUCUCAUGCUCUUUUCCUACUACUGUAACACCUGUAGAAGAUGUGUUUGUACUAAACAUUGUCACAGAUGAGAACAAGAAAAAAAACUGUUGUUUUGCUCUCACGUGUAGCCAUUCCACUUCAGGUCUAUGUUUUCCUUUUGUACCAUUGGCAAAGCUAAGUAGCAGCUUGAAUGACCUUUUAAGUAACUGUGUGGCAGAUGGGAAAGGAUAUAUGACUGUACAACUGGGGGGGGGGGUGUAGACAUGAUACUGAUGUUUUAGUCUUCUGUAGCUGUAAUAAUUCAUCAUGGAUUUUUAAAAAUGACUUGUUUGGCUCAGCAGCUAACAUGUUACUGGUACAGUUACAGCAAGAGCGUUUGCUUGACUCGUUGCUUAUUAAAAUUGGCUGAGAAACUACAGAUUGAUAAUGCCAGUGUAUUUUGCUUGCAAAUAUAUUUUAUUAAAUGAAAAAAACAAACCUUGAAUAUCUUCUAUUUUGAGUAUCUUAGAUACUUUUGAACUAACCAGACACUAAUAGGUGAUCAUGCAGUUGAACAAACCUUUUCUGCAUCCUUCACUUUACACUUGAUGCUUUUGUUUUUUUUAAUAUGGCAACUUUUAUUCUCAUAUGCCAUUAACUGAGAUGUGACUUACCUUUAAAGCCCAUAAAUUGCACCUAAACUAAGAUAACUUGUUUUUGUAAACAUGAAAACUAAAUCCAGCUGCUUUGAUGUGGUGUAUUCACUUCUGAUCUUUCUGCUGUCUAUAAUUUUGCUCACUUUUGAUAGAUAAAAUGUUCUUGACUAUACUUGGCAGUUAGCGAGAUCAUUAGGCAUCUGUUGGGACAAUUCCCGGUUCUUCAGUAGGAUCCCAUCAUGCCAAUAUAGAAGCUAUGAAGGAAAAGAAACGUGACUUCUGCAUGACAUGUCACAUGAGUUUCCAUCAUGUGAGUGAAGUUCAAGCUAACUCAAAAUGCUAUAUUUAGCUUUUUAGUUUUUCCAUUGUCUAAAUAUUUCCACAUAAUUGGGCUCUUAUGUCUUUUGAAAGGGAAAAAUAAGAAUAAAAUUUAUUAAGCUUUGUGAAA
Messenger RNA from Cololabis saira (Pacific saury), 4331 nucleotides. Its product is annotated as transcriptional repressor CTCF-like. The transcript has 13 exons. The coding region runs from base 178 to 2472 and encodes 764 amino acids. Lineage: Eukaryota; Metazoa; Chordata; Actinopteri; Beloniformes; Belonidae. The record is from RefSeq and is a predicted model, not a curated record.